CCCAUUCACUUGUGAUAUAUUGACUGGUCAGAAUACAGCUCUUAUAUACCAUUUGAAUGCAUUAUAAAAUCAGUUACAAACAUUUUAAUGGCUAUUUGGCUUGUGGGAAGCUAUAUUGACUAGAAGUCUUUAACUUAAUUUCCCUCCAAAAAUGCAGUUCAGGCAUCUCCCCCACCGCUCAGACUUCAGACACAUGAUCUGGCAUUGUGUCCUAUAAAACAAACCGAGGCUGUAACGUCAAUCUUUUGCAUACGGUAUUUUCCCUCGAAAUUGGGUGGACAAGUUGAAACGGGAAAGUCUAUACCUUCUUUAGUUAUUCCUCUCAAUUUCUCAAAAGACACGCUUCAUUAUGGUGCAGCUAAAUGUAGUAUAACAGUGCCACCAAGUGGUAUAUGUUCGAGAUCGCGCUAAGCGCGUGUAGACAGGCCUAUAAAUAUUAUGUUUGGGUUUUAGAGAGGUUUAGAGGCUGUUUUUUCAUUUUUCAAAUUUUAGUUGAUCUGCAUAUUUGUUGUCUUGGUCUAUUCUCCUUUCCACUAUCGUAUAUCUAGUUAUUGCUAUAAGCUACCUCCUUAAGCUUGUAGUCCUCUCAUGUUCCCCUCUACCAUGAGACAGUCAAGGGCACUGCAAAUCAUAUGGUACUCAAAUUCCCUACUGCCUCGUCCCCAGCUCAUGUUAUUUGCAAUACAUCCGCAUUGAACCUACAGAACUUUACGUAAACUCAACGUCAGUCGUAGGCUUAAGCACUGCUCGUGUCCCACACGGUUAAUACCACUUGAUUUUACAAGCACGUCCGCUUAACUUCGUGUACAACGUCGAAUACAGUCUCUCGUGUAAGCAACUGCAUCGUUGUGCUUGGGAGAUAGAGCAACAUCGACGCUAUUGAUACAUUUGCACCUCUGUGCAACAACGUAGCAAUAUUAUGAAGAAAUCGCUAGUUAAUAUUCGAAAUGUUUUCCACUCCAGCAUCAGUGUAUUGAUUUGCAACUGUGUCUUCCAAUGGAAAUUGAGCAAUUGGAGUAGAGGGUGCAGAAGGGGUGGGGCUAUUGGAGUUUUCGUUUAUCCCUUGAAGGUAUGGUAGAUCCAUCCCACAACGCGGCCAUUGGUGGCGGAAGUCAGCGGAGGCGGGGGCAAUCUGUUGAAUGAAGGUUUUUUUGUGUUGACACGCCGUGGUUCAGACAGAACCUCCACAGAUUUAAUGUAACCAUCUUUCGACAGCGUCUAUAAACAUUUAACAAAUGAAAGAGGCGGAGCCUACAGGGAUCUGUUUACUUAUUGAAGGAUGUGAUGUGGACCGCGGCUGGACGGCAACGCAGUGCAUGGACAAGAUUGAAACGAGGUUGAGCCAUAUUUUACACAGAGCAGGGCAGCAAUGGUAAAAUGUUUUGGGAGUCGUGCAUUUUGUUGAAAAAUACUGGACUAUAGCCUAUAGAGAGGACGUAUCUAUAUGAGGGAACGCGAUAACAGUGUUAGACUCAGACGUCUGUCUGUAUAUUGCAAACGGCCUUGAUCAAGACACCCGUUGGUGCAGUAGGUUCCAUGCCGGUGUCUGGUGCAUGAGGGUGGCGCACGGAGACCAACAAUAACCCCUUUACUGGCCAAGAGACGAUGGGGGUCAACGGGAUAGACAAUCAGACCGACACAGCAAGCGACGAGACUCCAACCGAACAGAUUGCAGAUUCAGGAAUGGAGGAAAAAGGUAUCUCCCAAGAUCAAGCGAAUCCACAAGCACCGAAUGGUCAAGGGGACAGCGAGUGUAAAAUCGCACACGAUGACAGUACCAUCCAGCUCAUUGAAGCGGGACUUAAGCCUGCCUUUUCACCGAGUUCCGAGGCACAGUCCCCGCCAGUCCCAAUAUCUAGACACGGUGCGGGGUUCGAGCCACCGGAGGGCGGAUUUGGAUGGUUAGUCGUAUUCGCUGCUACAUGGUGUAAUGGAUCGAUCUUCGGAAUCCAGAACUCCUUCGGUAUUCUCCACAUGAUGUUGGCGAGAGACCAUGCCGACCAGACGUCGCAGUUCAGAGUAGCUUGGGUGGGGGCCCUAGCCAUGGGCAUGAUCUUCUUUUGCUCUCCAGUGGUCAGCAUGUUCACUGACCACUUUGGCUGCAGGAAGACUGCUAUUGGUGGAGCCCUUGUGGCCUUCAUAGGACUUCUCAGUAGCGCCUUUGCAACCUCCCUCAGUCUGCGGUAUUUCACCUACGGUAUCCUGUUCGGCUGCGGUUCCUCCUUCGCCUUCCAGCCCUCCCUGGUCAUUCUGGGGCACUACUUCCGCCGUCGACUGGGCCUUGCCAACGGGGUGGUGACAGCAGGCAGUAGCCUCUUCUCCAUGGGCCUCCCAGUGCUUCUCAAGAAGGUGGUGGAGCCCCUGGGCCUUAAGCACACUUUCCAGAUCCUCAGCAUCUUCAUGUUGGUCCAGGCCUUUCUGGCCUUCACCUUCAAGCCCCUUCUCCCUCACGGAGCUCCAGGCCCGGGACCCCCAGUUCCCACUGAGCCCUCGGCCCAUCUGGCUGCCACCGCCGGGGGUAGCUGGUUGAGCCGAGGCCUGGUGCAGGUGCGGAAGUACUUUAACCUGCGAGUGUUCCACAUUGUCACCUACAGGGUGUGGGCAUUUGGGGUAGCGACUGCAGUGCUAGGGUACUUUGUACCCUACAUCCACCUGAUCAACUUUGUGAAGGAGCAGUUCAAGGAGACAGAGAAAGAGUGGGUCCUUCUGGUGUGCAUCGGAGCCUCAUCUGGCGUGGGGCGCCUCGUCUUUGGGAAGGUUGGAGAUCUCAUCCCAGGGGUGAAGAAGAUCUACAUGCAGGUGGCAUCCUUUAUGGUGCUGGGCCUCAUGUCCAUGAUGAUCCCCCAGUGCACAAUGUUCGAGGGCUUGGUGGUGGUGUGUGUGUUCCUGGGCCUGUGUGACGGAUGCUUCAUCACCAUCAUGGCCCCCAUCGCCUUCGAGCUGGUGGGCCCCAUGCAGGCCUCGCAGGCCAUUGGCUACCUGUUGGGCCUCAUGGCACUACCCAUGACCGCUGGACCUCCUAUUGCUGGUCUCCUGCACGACUACUUUGGUAACUACCAGGUGGCGUUCUACCUGGCGGGGGUGCCCCCCAUGGUGGGGGGCAUGGUGCUAUUCUUUGUGCCACUGGUGCACCGCCGCGCUCAGCAAGGCCAGCAGGGCGCGCCACAGGACCCCAGCGCCGACCACAUGCUGCCCCCAGCCAUGGCGAAGAGCUGCCCCAACGGGGACAUGUUGCCCGGCUACACUGAUGUGGAGACGCACAUUUGAGUGACACGACAUUAAGGGAUUCUGUCCACCAGCACAGUCACUUGGCCGUCCAACUCUAUGGCGCCUGUAACCCCCUUCUCUCCCCCGCCUGACCGCUCACCCUGGUCUGCCUGCUGGAGGACCUUUCAACCACUAACCUCCACUAAGUAGCAGCACCACUUGACUCUGACAAAGUAAAACCACCUGCCAAAUGACCUGACCUUCUCCUGCCCUCCAAGUCUGUUUGCCGAUUGGCUUCUCCGUGUUCUGAGGACUUUGGUUUGGCAGGAGAGGAGGAUCAUGGGAAUCUUUACCCAUAGAAAACUUUCAAUAGAUGAAGGAGAAGUACAUCCAUACUGGGUGAGAGGAGAGGGAAGAAGAAAAGAAAGAGCGGCAGAGAAGAAGGAUGCAUCAACGUAGGAACACGAGCGGAACACAAUCAAAAACGUUUUUUUUCUCACUGUGGCUUCAGGCUUCUUUAAUCGUCCCUGCGUCCAAAUCUUGAUUGUGUACACAUCACUCAUAUGACAUAGGGCCUUUUUGGGAAAAAUACCUAAUUUUUUAAUCUAGAUUUCAGACAAAUACAAGCAUUUACCUUUGUGUCUAUUAUUUUUGGAAAGUAUAAAUCAUUUAAUGUGCUUCUAUUGGUUUUUAAAGACAGAUAACAAGUUGAGAUUGCAGUAUUCAGUGCAUAGAAUAUGAAAUAGGGAGACCUUAAUACUCAUGGUUGUCUAAUGUUGUUACAUUUCAUCUCACCCUUUUAUGUGUAUCAUGUGAUUGAAUUGUUUUACGUGUUUAAAUAGGACAAUGUUUAGUUUUAACAAACACUUUUAAACAGUUUUGGCAGUGAUAACAUUUGACUGUUACAUCCCAAUUGCAUAAUGUUUUGUUGUUAGAUAACAUAUCGUAUGAAGUUUAACAUUGUGGGUCUUCAAAGUCAAUUUCUCUACUAUGGGAGACAAAAACACAAAAUCACCUCAACCUUUCUACUUCUGACCUGGGUCAUAUACUAUUUACAAAUACAAUCAACUGCUUGGGGUAUGCCAGAUUUACCUAAUAACAUCUAAGGAAUCCAAUAGGACAGUCCCAAAUGUUAAUAAACGUAGGUAAAUCUAGCUCACUUCAUACUAUUUGAUCUGUAUUUCACCCAGGGCUGCUACACUACAGAUACUUAAAUAUGCAACAUGUGCCAUGGUGAAGCACUUGGCUGCACCUAACAUGACACGAGUCUCAGCUGAGCCUUAAAUUCCUUUUAAAGAAUAGUAACAUUUUAGCUUUUUUGGGUGCAAUCUUUUUAUUUGACUUUUUUGUACAUUUUGGGAUUUAGAAUAGUUUGUUUUGUCUAACCUAUAUCCUUACAUUUCUGUCUUCUUGAAAAACUUUGUGGAAUUGAGUUGGGAAAUCUGUUCUUUAGCUUUAGUUUAAAUCAGAUAGUAAUACUAUGGAGCAAUUCUUUUGUAUGUUUGUCUGCAUACGUAUCUGUGUGUGUGUGUUGUUUUAUUGACACACUUCUGGUUACCAGAAAAGUUUGUAUCGAUGUGUUGUGGACAUAUUCAGUCCAAGUUACAAACAAACCCUUUACGCCCCUCUGAUGAGUGAUUGAUGUGUGAACUAUAGUCUACAUUAGCUAGAUCCCUCAUCAAACCGACUUUCUACAGGCCGAUCUGAACCUUGAUUAUUUGCUGCUGUUGUAUAUUCCAUAAUCCUUGGGCUGGUCAAAUUACAGGAAUCACCUUAA
Molecule: messenger RNA, 4984 nt
Organism: Hypomesus transpacificus
Lineage: Eukaryota; Metazoa; Chordata; Actinopteri; Osmeriformes; Osmeridae
Gene: slc16a2
Product: solute carrier family 16 member 2
Exons: 8
Coding region: 1606-3267 (553 amino acids)
Biological process (GO): transmembrane transport
Molecular function (GO): thyroid hormone transmembrane transporter activity; monocarboxylic acid transmembrane transporter activity
Source: RefSeq, a predicted model, not a curated record